CUUAGAGGCAGUGUAGCCGGUUUAUGCCGGGAGGCGGCGGCCUUGGCUGCUGAUCUUCGGAGCGCGGCGGAGCGCGCCGGGCUGAGGCCCUGACGGGCCCUUAUGGUUCUAAUAUGAAAGAAGGAGUGAGAAGUAAUGAUCCAGGCUUUCACAAUACUGGAUGAGAAUACAAGCAGAAUGUUAGCAGCAGGAUUCACAAUGACAUCCUUUCAAGAAGUCCCAUUGCAGACUUCCAACUUUGCUCAUGUCAUCUUUCAAAAUGUGGCUAAAAGUUACCUUCCUAAUGCACACUUGGAGUGUCAUUACACCUUAACUCCGUAUAUCCAUCCACAUCCCAAAGACUGGGUUGGUAUAUUCAAGGUUGGCUGGAGUACUGCUCGUGAUUAUUACACAUUUCUGUGGUCUCCUAUGCCUGAGCAUUAUGUGGAAGGAUCAACUGUCAAUUGUGUACUUGCAUUUCAAGGAUAUUACCUUCCAAAUGAUGAUGGAGAAUUUUAUCAGUUCUGUUACGUCACUCAUAAGGGUGAAAUUCGUGGAGCAAGUACUCCUUUCCAGUUUCGAGCUGCUUCUCCAGUUGAAGAGCUGCUCACUAUGGAAGAUGAAGGAAAUUCUGAUAUGUUGGUGGUGACCACAAAAGCUGGCCUUCUUGAGCUGAAAAUUGAGAAGACCAUGAAAGAAAAAGAAGAAUUGGUAAAGUUGAUCGCUGUUCUUGAAAAAGAAACAGCACAGCUUCGAGAGCAAGUUGGAAGAAUGGAGAGAGAGCUGAGCCAUGAGAAAGGGCGAUGUGAACAACUGCAGGCUGAGCAGAAGGACUUUCUUGAAGUAUCACAAAGUUUGAGAAUGGAAAAUGAAGAGUUGAUGAAGAGAUACAGUGAUGUUACAUCUAAAGCUCAACAACUUGAAGAAGAUAUUGUGUCAGUGACUCAUAAGGCAGUUGAAAAAGAAACUGAACUAGACAGUUUGAAAGAUAAACUCAGGAAGCUACAGCAUGAAAGAGAACAACUUGAAUGUCAGCUGAAGACAGAAAAGGAUGAGAAGGAGCUUUAUAAGGUACAUUUGAAGAAUACAGAAAUAGAAAAUACCAAGCUUAUGUCAGAAGUACAGACUUUAAAGAAUUUAGAUGGAAACAAAGAAAGCAUGAUUGCUCAGUUCAAAGAAGAGAUUGACAAAUUGCAGUUGUGCUUGUUUGAAAAGGAAAAUUUGUACAAGGCUCUCCUGCUUACAGCCUCAAAUAAAGAAGAUCCAGUACUUUUAAAGGAGAAACUUCGGAAAGCAGAGGAUCAACUUCAGGCAACACGGCAAGAAGCUGUCUUCCUGGCUACAGAGCUCAGCGAUGCUGUGAAAGUGAGAGAUAGAACAAUGGCAGAUUUGCACACUGCGCGCGUGGAGAACGAGAGAGUGAAGAAGCAGCUCGCAGAACUUCAGUUAAAUGCUGCGAAGAAAGACCAGGAAAAGACUGAUACACUGGAACAUGAACUGAGGAGAGAAGUUGAAGAUCUGAAACUCCGGCUGCAGAUGGCUGCAGAUCAUUACAAAGAAAAGUUUAAGGAAUGCCAGAGGCUCCAAAAACAAAUAAACAAACUUUCAGACCAGUCAGCCAGUACUAACAGUGUCUACACAAAGAGAAUUGGGACUCAGCAGAGAGUGAAUGAUGCUUCGGUAACCACGGACCUGGCCGCUUCUGCUUCUGCCAACGAUGUCAAGCCAGCAGUGUCUUCUGCAGAGACAGAUUUUGACAUGUUAACAAAGGAUCAUGUCUGUGAAAUGACCAAAGAAAUUGCUGAGAAAACAGAAAAGUAUAAUAAAUGUAAACAACUCUUGCAGGAGGAGAAAACCAAAUGCAAUAAAUAUGCUGAUGAACUUGCAAAAAUGGAACUGAAGUGGAAAGAACAAGUAAAAAUUGCUGAAAAUGUAAAACUUGAACUAGCUGAAGUAGAGGACAAUUACAAACUACAAUUGGCAGAGAAAGACAAAGAAAUAAGUGGUCUGGCUUCACAUUUGGAAAAUCUCUCGAGGGAGAAGGAACUUAAAAGAAGUUUAGAAGAUCAAAAAGGAAGAAAAGUGGAAGAUCAGAGUUCCCAACAGGCCUCGAGAUGUCUCAACACAUGCUCUGAACAAAAUGGGCUUCUUCCUACACUGCCAAAUGCACAGCCAGUUCUGCAGUAUGGCAACCCUUACACGGCACAGGAAACGCGAGAUGGAGCAGAUGGUGCUUUUUAUCCAGAAGAAAUCCAAAGGCCACCAGUGCGAGUCGUAUCUUGGGAAGACAAUGUUGUCUGUAGCCAGCCUGCUCGAAACCUUAGCCGGCCGGAUGGUUUAGAAGACCCCGAGGAUAGCAGAGAGGAUGAGAACAUGCCUGUUCCUCCUGAUCCAGCCAGUCAGCAUUUACGUGGUCAUGGAGCAGGCUUUUGCUUUGAUUCCAGCUUUGAUGUCCACAAGAAGUGUCCCCUCUGUGAGCUAAUGUUCCCUCCCAACUAUGAUCAGAGCAAAUUUGAAGAGCACGUUGAAAGUCACUGGAAGGUGUGCCCGAUGUGCAGCGAGCAGUUCCCUCCCGACUAUGACCAGCAGGGGUUUGAAAGGCAUGUUCAGACCCACUUUGAUCAGAAUGUUCUAAACUUUGACUAGCUUUCAUUGUGAGUUAGUACAAUUUAGCAAUUAAAACAAAACAACUCAGCUAGAGACUAAGGAGAUGCCGAGGUGUCGCUCUCAUGCUCCUCUCCACUUUCUGAUUGAGAACUACUUUUGAGUGCGGUGUUGCUAGGGCCAGGGUACAGCUUUGACUACAGUAAAUACAGUUUUAAUCUCUGUUAAUCUUGUCUGCUUUAAGAAAGUUCUUAGGUGUUUCAAUUUGUCCUCCAGUUAGAAAAAGUAUAUGAAGAAGGACACAGGAGUUAUUUUCAUGUCACUGAACUGAAAACAUAUGUGUGAUAGUUGCAGAUUAUUUAGCACAAUCAGAAGAUAUACAAGUUUCUGUUCACAUUGGUGAUUGAGCAUGACUACUAUAAUGUAAUAAAAAGCAUCGAUCAUAACAGUUCUGUGAAAUAAUUCUUUGAAUAUAGAAAACUCAUAAUUUAGUCAAUAAAUCUUUCUUAGAUAUGGAGCUGCAUGUAGAAUGAGAUCACAGACGUGAGAUACUCUUUUUUAAUAUGAAAAACACUGGCUCUAGGAAUUAAUAUAGGCAUAUUUUGCUAAUUUUAUGGUAAUAAAUAAAUUUUAAAAAUUAAAA
Messenger RNA from Myodes glareolus (Bank vole), 3226 nucleotides. NCBI's taxonomy places the organism in Eukaryota, Metazoa, Chordata, Mammalia, Rodentia, Cricetidae. The record is from RefSeq and is a predicted model, not a curated record.